AUGUCCGGAAGACGCAAUGGCAACCGCAUCCGUGGCCCACAAUCUGCCUUGACCGACUUCUUAUCUUCACACAACAUCUCAGCACAACAAAUCCGCGAUGACUACGAACGCCGCGUGCGCGAAGCCGCUCAGCAAGAAAAUGCCGGCGAAGGCACCUCCAACACCCCUCUACCACCCACCGACCCAGACGCCGACGCCGCAGCCGCCCUAGCCGCAACAGAAGCCGCAGAAGCAGCAGAGGAAAAGUCCAGGAAGCGCAAGAGAAAGGAAGAGGCUGCCAUUGAGAAGAUCAAGAAAGCAAGAGGAGCCAAGGGUGGAAAGAAAAAGAAGAAGCCGGUCAACAGCGAUGACGAGGACGACGAGGACUUUGACAUUGGCAAUGCCAUGUAUGUCAAGGCUCCUCCCAUGCCUGGUCAAUUCGAGAACUGCGAGAUCUGCAGCAAGCGUUUUACUGUCACGCCAUACAGCAAGAGCGGUCCUGAAGGAGGUCUGGUCUGCACACCUUGUGGUAAAGAGCUAGCCAAAGACGGAGAUGCAGCAGCAGGAAAGAAGGCAAGAAAGCCCCCAGCUGGAAGAAAGAGACGUCAGGUCGAGAGUGAGCGCUUGAACGGUAUCGCUGUUGGUGGAGCAAAGUCGUUGCAGCAGCUUUGCAUUGAAAAGGUCGCACAGUAUCACGAAGACGUCGAUGAGCUCGGCGAAUUGCCAGAGCCUGUCAUGCUGCGACUGGCUGAGAUCUUCGCAAAGAAGCGUGUCCUAAACCCAAAGACGCUCAAGCUCUUCGUACGACCAGACUCGGAUGCUGUGUGCAUCCACGACGCUGCAUACCUGGAAGUCGAAGAUUACCAGGGCAUCUGCGCCGUGGCUCCUGGACUCCAGAAGCUCGUCAUCCGCAAUGCUUGUCAGCUCAAGGAUGAGGUUAUUGAGUACAUGAUGGAGAAGUGCGACUCGAUCAACUUCAUCCAGUUCUAUGCCGCCAACUUGGUGUCGGAUGACAUGUGGCGCAAGCUCUUCCAGCGAUACGGCAAGCAGCUCAGAGCAGUCAAACUAUCAUGGCUGGAUGCUUCGUUCAACGACGACACUGUCAAGGAACUGGUUGAGAACUGCCCUGAUCUUGUCCGUCUCAAGCUCAAGCUAUGCCGCAAGCUCACUGAAGAGUCCAUCAUCGCUCUUGCUGGUCUGACCAAUCUGGAACGUCUUUCGUUGCAGACUGGUGUCCAGCCAUCUCCCGAGUCUGUCAUCAAUCUCAUCAAGUCUGUCGGUCCUAAGUUGCGUACUCUCUCUUUCGAAGACUUCCUUGAUCUCGACGAUGCAGUUCUCGCACAAAUCAAGGAGUCUUGUAACCAGCUGGAGAAGUUCCGUCUGCAAAUGAACGAUGUCGCUAGUGAUGCUGCCUACGCCAACCUCUUCACCAAUUGGAAGAACCCACCUCUCACCUUUGCUGACUUCAGCGGAACUCGCGAUGUCGACAACAACAACCCCAAAGGACCUGAAGAAGCUAUCGGGCUCGCUUCUGCCGGUUUCAAGGCUCUGAUGGCACACUCUGGAUCAGCUCUUCGUACUCUAGACAUCGCCUCUUGCCGCCACAUCAGUCUGGAAGCCUUCCUCGAUGUGUUUGGCAGCGGCACCAAGUACUCCAAUCUCGAGACGAUCAAUAUCAGUUUCUGCAGCGCCGCUGAUACAUCUGUGGUUGCCGGCAUCUUCCAGAGUUGUCCUUCCAUCAAGAGGGUCAUCACAUUCGGAUGCUUCGAUGUCACUGAUGUCGUCGUGCCUCGUGGUAUUGCACUCAUCGGAGCACCAAAGGCUCAAGAUGCCAUCGAGCAGAUUGGUACCGGUAUCGACGUUGCUGAGGCUUUGGGUCGCAUGAUCGAUGUCGGUGCCUAG
Messenger RNA from Aureobasidium namibiae CBS 147.97, 1881 nucleotides. RefSeq names its product RNI-like protein. The transcript has 2 exons. The coding region runs from base 1 to 1881 and encodes 626 amino acids. The record is from RefSeq and is a predicted model, not a curated record. Lineage: Eukaryota; Fungi; Ascomycota; Dothideomycetes; Dothideales; Saccotheciaceae.